Messenger RNA from Paramecium sonneborni, 1270 nucleotides. NCBI's taxonomy places the organism in Eukaryota, Ciliophora, Oligohymenophorea, Peniculida, Parameciidae. The record is from the annotation of a GenBank genome assembly.
AUGAUUCAAGAAUAAGAACAUGUUGUUACAUUAGUUAUAAACUAAUCAAUAGAGAUGGGUGAAUUUGGAAUACAAGAAGCAAUACAACUAUUUGAACUCUAUGGAUUACCAUAUUAAGAAUUAUUCAAGGAAUAUUUCCCUAUAAAUUAAUUUCCCAAGAAAUAUGAAAUAACAUCUCAAACUUUAUCAAAUUAUCCUUUUGUUGAUGUACAUUUGAAAGAUCUGGAUUUGAUCCCAAAAGUGUUGAGUCGAUCAAUGUUGAUACAUGAUAUCUUAUUCACAAUCAGUAGAGGUAAUACAAUUGAUGAGUUACCAAAGAAUAUCUUACCUUAGGCGAUGCAAUAUAUAUAAAACCCAAAUCUAUCAUGCAAAUGUGAUAUUAUAACAUCUUAUUUUAAAAUUACUUAGGAGAAGAGAGUUGAAUUAAUGGAGUAAGUUUUUGGAUAGAAAGGAUUUAAUUGUUAAAAUACGAUAAAUUUAUCAGAGCCAGACAUUCUAUAUUAUUUGAUAAUUACUAAAGAUUAAAAAUAUAUUGCUGGUUGUACUUUGGCAAAAAAAAAGAAGAGAAGAGAGAAGAAUUUUGCAAGAAAUUAUGAAUUGCCGAAUAGAAUAUAUUUAGGACCAGUUUCAUUAGCUCAUGAUUUGGCUUUUUUGAUGGCAAAUCAAGCAAAAGUAUAAGAGAAUGAUUUAGUAUUUGAUCCUUUUGCAGGAACAGGAAGUUCUUUAGUUGCUUGUUCUCACUUUGGAGCAAUUUGUUUUGGUUCAGAAAUAGAUGGAUAUGUAAUAGAUAUAUAUUUAUUACUAGUUGAUGAAGGGACAUUGUAUUGGAUAUAUAAAUAAGAAGAGUACUUAUUUGAAAGAUCCAAAUUAUAAAUAAGUGAAACCUUACAUAAAUUUAAACUUUCAUUAAUACAAUCUUCCAAUUCCUAGUUUGAUUUAAGCAGAUGUUCAUUAAGCUAAUUUUAAUCCUAGAAUUGAUUCAUUCUUUGAUGCUAUAAUUUGUGAUCCUCCUUAUGGCAUUAGAGCUUCUAUUCAAUAAGAUGGGAAUGAAUUGGAUCUAUAAGCAAAUAGAACUGCUAUUUAUAGAAGAAUGUUUGAAGUUGCUAAAAGAGUAUUAAGAAGAGGAGGUAGACUAGUUUAUUUGUAUCCUUUAUUUAAGGGAAUGGAAAAAAAAGUAGAAAAAGAAGAAGGUUUUGAAUUAAUUGAUUUUCGAGAAUAAAAAAUGGUUGAUAAAAGAAGUCGAUUAUUAGUUACAAUGGAGAAAUUGUGA